Messenger RNA from Brettanomyces nanus, 2661 nucleotides. RefSeq lists its product as uncharacterized. The transcript has a single exon. Lineage: Eukaryota; Fungi; Ascomycota; Pichiomycetes; Pichiales; Pichiaceae. Gene Ontology annotation, cellular component: catalytic step 2 spliceosome; U4/U6 x U5 tri-snRNP complex. Gene Ontology annotation, biological process: mRNA splicing, via spliceosome; spliceosomal tri-snRNP complex assembly. The coding region runs from base 1 to 2661 and encodes 886 amino acids. Gene Ontology annotation, molecular function: protein binding. The record is from RefSeq and is a predicted model, not a curated record.
AUGUCAUUCUUAAAUCAAGACGCUCCUCCUGGUUAUAUCAGUGGUUUGGGACGAGGUGCUACCGGGUUUUCGACCCAAGCAGAUUUUGGCAGUACCAGCAGGGUCAAGUCUGAAGAUCAUGGACAGUUUGAAGACGCUGAAAACGAUGAUGAAGCAGACAAGCACGUUAUUGCUGAUGACAAGGAUGAUGAUGAAGCUGAUUCUUUAUUUGAACUGAUUGACAAGAAAUUGAAGAGAAAGAAGAGGAAGGUGAAGAAGCAUCGAACCAUUGAUGAAGAUGGUACCAAUACCAAAGUUCAAGUAACGGAAAUUAAAAGUGGCGAAGCUAUCAAAGAAAUUGGUAAUGAAUUUGCUGAUGCCAAACAAGAACUAGCUUCUGUCUCGACCGAUGAAUGGCUUAGCUUACCCGAGUCUGGAGAUUUUACUAAGAAAACCAAAAGAAGAAGAGAGCAGAUGCAGGAGCAGCAGAGAUAUUAUAGAAAUUCUGAUAAUAUCACCUUAGGAUUGAGGGAUUCUGCCGGUGAUUCAACGUAUAAAUUGGAUAUUUCUCGGAUAUCCAUUGCUAGAGACCAGGUAUUAGCUGGACAAUUGGCUCAGGCGAACGACAAUAAAGUAGGUGUUAAUCAAUUAGAAUAUAUAAGUGAGCUGGAAAAGAAAGAUCAAGAUGGCGUGAGUCAUGGUGUUUCCAAGUUUGUUAGCAACGUGGGAGAUUAUCAACGGACACGUAGUAUGUUUGCUAAAUUGAGACGCUCUGAACCAUAUAAGGCCGAAAAUUGGAUAGCUAGUGCUCGAUUGGAGGUGGAUGCUAAAAAGUUAAAUCGAGCCAGAGAAUUGAUAUCAGAAGGUUGUGAAAAGUGCCCUAAGAGUGAAGAGGUAUGGUUGGUGAGUCUUGAGAUACACAGUGAUGACUACCAGGCCUGUAGAGUCAUUGUUGCAGACUCUGUGAGAUCGAAUCCACGAUCACUAAGACUUUGGCUAAAAGCUGUUAGUUUUGAAACCGAUGAGCUAAGCAAAAAAAGAGUUCUUAUGAGGGCUUUGGAGUUUUUACCUAAGUCGGUAAGUCUUUGGCUUGAAAUUGUGAAGUAUGAAAAUGAUAGGGACAUGCAGGUGCAGAUGCUGCGUAAGGCCACUAGUCUGAUACCUACUUCAGUAGAAUUGUGGCUUAAAUUGGCCUCGAUCCAACUUGUUCCAGAUGCUCAGCAAACUUUAAAUGAGGCUAGAGCUGCGGUAAAUGCAGAAACUGCCUAUAUAUUGUGGCUUUCUUCCGCUAAAUUAGAGGAGAAAGCAAGUGGGAAUGAGAUAAAAGUCACAAGGAUUGUCGAGAAAUGUUUUCAGACUGUGGGAAAUACUUUAAAGAGGGAAGAUUGGCUUCAUGAAGCUAUUGAAAGUGAGGAAGAAUAUCCGUUGACAGCGAGGGCUGUUGUAUUCAAUAGUAUGAAUGUUGGCUUGGAAUUGUCCGAUUGCAGACUACAAACAUGGAAAGAAGAUGCCUUGAAAGCUUCUCAGAACGGCCACAACGAAGUUGCCAGAUCCAUAUACAUGUUUGUUACGUCAAAUCAUCCUGAUGAUACCAAAACUUGGCUUGAAUAUGCUUCCUUUGAGAAGAAGCUGGGAAACAUAUCUGCUUUGUACGUUGUUUAUGAGAUGGCGACAAAAGCUUGUCCAAAUUGUGUUCAACUCCACUUGAUGUAUGCGAAAGAUAAAUGGAACAUUGACAACGAUAUUGACAGAGCUAGGGAUAUUUUGAAGGAGGCUUUGAAACUCAAUCGUCAGUCAGAAGAUGUUUGGUUUGCUGCUGCGAAGCUUGAAUGGAUAAAUGGACGUCUAGAAAGCGCCAUCAAGCUUUACGAAGAGUGCCGUAAAACAGUAGUUGAACCUACAGCUAGAGCAUGGUAUAAUCAAGUAACUUUAGAAAGAUAUAUGGGCAGUACAGAAAAUGCCAUAACGUUGGUUGAUCAAGGAUUGCAACAUCAUGAGAUGGAGCCCAAACUUUAUCUUCAAAAGGGACAAAUCAAUGAGUCCUUAGGAAAAUAUGAAGAGGCUAGAGAAGUCUAUGACCUGGGUUGUAAAAAAUGUCCGGAAAGCUAUCUUCUAUGGAUUCAUCUUGCACGCAUGUACAAAGAUAAACUAGACAGAAAGAUUAAGGCACGUUCGACAUUAGAAGAAGCAAUUGCGUCAUACCCUAAAGAAGAGAACUUGUAUAUUGCAUGGCUAAGAGUUGAAGGUGAGAAGAGUUCUGCUGCCUUAAUGAUUAUUUCUAAGGGACUUCAACAGAUCCCUGAUUCGCCUCUACUAUGGUCUGCCAAUAUUCUGCAAGCAAAGCCACAGCAUCGGAAAAACAUGUACGCUACGGCGCUCAGCAAAACAGGCGAUCAUGUGGUGGUAGUUCUUACGGUGGCACGGGAUCUAAUGGCUUGUGGUAAAUUGGCACAGGCCAAACGAUUUUUUGAUGCUUGUAUUGAGAAAGAUCCAGAUUAUGGAGAUGCCUAUAAGUAUUAUCAUGAUUUUCUCCAGAAGUAUGGUGAGGCCAAACAGGUGGAAGAGUUGGAAAGGAAGUUUGUUGAGAAUGAACCUCAUCAUGGAGAGAACUGGUGCAGUAUGAUGAAAAGCAUUGAGAACUUGGGGAAAUCGAUGAAGGAACUUGCGAGAGAGUUUUUAUAG